Messenger RNA from Chelmon rostratus (copperband butterflyfish), 6502 nucleotides. It is a transcript of the gene lrig2, whose product is annotated as leucine-rich repeats and immunoglobulin-like domains 2. The record is from RefSeq and is a predicted model, not a curated record. Gene Ontology annotation, molecular function: protein binding. The transcript is spliced from 18 exons. NCBI's taxonomy places the organism in Eukaryota, Metazoa, Chordata, Actinopteri, Chaetodontiformes, Chaetodontidae. Bases 467 to 3670 code for a protein of 1067 amino acids.
UCAACUCAAGGCGCUUUGUUGUUCUUUCUGGAAAGAAAGACGGAGAAAAUUACCGUCACUGCAUUGUGAACUGUCAGGAUAAUAUUCCGUUUGGUUCAACAUAAUCAGAAGCGAACCAGGCGUGGAGCUAAACCGAUGUCGCCUGGUGAAAAGCGGUGCAUUUGUGGGACCAGUUCACCUCAGCAGUGAGCUAGCGUUAGCCACUCCGGGAGGGUGUCCAGAUUGGAGCGGAAGGAAUUCCAGGCACUGGGAAGAAGGGGAGAAAUCUCUGCUGGGAUGCCUCAAGCAAGUUGGAAAAAAACUGUAUUUUACAGUUCCGCCUGGAAUCAUGGCACCGUGAACUUGAAGUAUGUGGUCGCUUGACUGAUAUGAAGGUGCAAGAACAAUCUGUUGGUGAUUUUCUAACUGUUUACUUUAACGUGCUAGUUUAGCGAGUUAGCCACGUAGCUACGUAGCCUUCAGUAGGAUGUCAUUUAAAAUGGCGGAUGGUUGGACCAUUCCGUCGGCCCUUGUCUUCAUGCUGUUGAGUUUGACUGCCUGGGCUCUCGGGGCUUGUCCUGUUCCCUGCUCGUGUUCCAAAGGACAAGAUGAGGUCCAUAUUCUGGACUGCAACAGGAAAAGGCUGUCGACGGCUCCCCUGGACCUACCAGAUGGGACAACUCAAGUCACCAUGAAUCACAAUGAGCUGACUGUUCUUCCCUUUCUGGGAGAUGCGUCCUCAAAUAUCACCUCGCUGUCAUUGGUCCACAAUCGGAUCACAGAACUGUUGAUGCAUCAGCUACAGCCAUACGUUUCCUUGGAGACGCUGGACCUGACAUCCAACUCCAUCUCUGAGCUCAAAGUUGGAUCCUUCCCCUCCAUGCAGCUGAAGUAUCUGAAUUUGAGUAAUAACAAGAUCAGUGUCCUCGAGCCCGGCUGCUUUGAAAACAUCUCCAGCACCCUGCUGGUGCUGAAGCUGAACAGGAACAGAUUAGCUGUGCUGCCAUCCAAAGUCUUCAAACUUCCACAGCUUCAGUUCCUUGAAAUGAAGCGCAACAAGAUCAAGAUCGUGGACAGCCUGACAUUCAAAGGGAUGGACUCGCUGAGGUCACUGAAGAUGCAGAGGAACGGCAUCACUAAGCUCAUGGAUGGAGCCUUUUUUGGGCUCAACAACAUUGAAGAACUAGAGCUGGAGCACAAUAACCUAACCGAGGUCAACAAAGGUUGGCUGUAUGGUCUGCGCAUGCUGCGUGUCCUGCGGGUCAGCCAGAAUGCUGUCGGCAUCAUCCGACCAGACGCCUGGGAGUUUUGCCAAAAGCUGGAGGAACUAGACUUGUCCUUCAAUCAUCUGACUAGACUCGAGGAGACUGCUUUCGUGGGACUGGGUCUCCUGGAGAGCCUGAACCUGGGAGAAAACUCCAUCAGCCAUUUGGGAGAGGGAGUAUUCAGUGGCUUGGCAAGCCUGCGCACCCUAGAUAUCCGCAAUAAUGAAAUCUCCUGGGCCAUUGAAGACUCCAUUGGUGUGUUUGAUGGAAUGAAGAAGCUGAACACACUAAUCCUUCAGCGGAACAAAAUCAAAUCAAUCACGAAGAAAGCGUUCGAGGGCCUGGAGGAGCUGGAGCACCUGGACCUCAGCAAGAAUGGCAUCAUGUCGAUACACCCCGAGGCGUUGUCCCAUACGAAGCUCAAAGUGUUUAUCCUGAACACGAGCAGCCUGCUGUGUGACUGCCACAUGCAGUGGCUGGGGCCUUGGCUGACGGACAGCCAGUUCCAGCAGUCUGUCUCCGCUAUCUGUGCUCAUCCUGCCAGCCUUCUUGGUCGCGACGUCCUGUCCAUCAGCCCAGACGAGUUUGUUUGUGAUGAUUUUCCCAAGCCUCAUAUCACAACUCACCCGGAGACGUCUGUGGCACUGCGGGGCAACAACGUGACUCUGAGCUGCGUAGCGUCCAGCAGCAGCGAUUCACCGAUGACCACAGCUUGGCGAAAGGACGGGGAGGUGCUGUAUGACGCAGAGGUGCAAAACUACGCCCGCUACCAGGAGGGAGAGCUGAUCUACAUCACUGUGCUUCACCUGCUCAACGUCAACUUCACCGAUGAGGGGCGCUACCAGUGCGUGGUCUCCAAUCACUUCGGCUCCAACUAUUCCAACAGGGCCAAGCUCACUGUCAAUGAGCUGCCGUCCUUUCUUAAGACCCCCAUGGAUCUGACGAUCCGGACCGGGACCAUGGCCAGGCUGGAGUGUGCUGCCGAGGGCCAUCCAUCACCCCAAAUUGCUUGGCAGAAGGAUGGAGGCACUGACUUCCCUGCUGCCCGAGAGCGCAGGAUGCAUGUGAUGCCAGAUGACGACAUCUUCUUCAUCGCUAACGUGAAGACAGAAGACAUGGGAGUGUACAGCUGCACGGCUCAAAAUGCUGCUGGCAGCCUGUCUGCAAACGCUACUCUCACCGUCCUGGAAACUCCAUCCUUCAUGCGCCCGCUGGAAGACCGAACGGUGGCCCGUGGUGAAACUGCCGUGCUUCAGUGUAUCGCUGGAGGCAGCCCAGCCCCUCGUCUCAACUGGACCAAAGAUGACGGCCCUCUGGUGCUCACCGAGCGCCACUUCUUUGCUGCAGCCAACCAGCUCCUUAUCAUAGUUGACGCUGGUCCCGCUGAUGCUGGGAAAUACACGUGCAUCAUGUCUAAUACUCUGGGAACAGAACGUGGCCACAUCUACCUGAGCGUGUCGCCCUCGCCGAACUGUGACACCGGCACGGGAUACGACCAGGACGGCUGGACCACCGUGGGCAUCGUGGUGAUUGUGGUGGUGUGUUGUGUGGUUGGAACCUCGCUGGUCUGGGUCAUUGUCAUCUAUCACAUGCGCAGGAAGAGCGAGGACUACAGUAUCACCAACACAGAUGAGAUGAAUUUGCCAGCAGACAUCCCCAGCUACCUGUCCUCUCAGGGUACUUUGUCAGAGCCGCAGGAAGGCUACAGUAACUCUGAGGCUGGCAGCCACCAGCAGCUCAUGCCUCCUCUCUCAAAUGGAUACGUCCAUAAGGGCACAGAUGGUGUGUGUUAUGGAGACACGGGCAGCGAGAUGGAAACUGAGGGGAAUGGCAUGCUGCACUGCAGGGUUGGCUCUCUGUUCAAUGGCCGCAGCAGCUUUCACCCUGGAGAGCCCCGCGAGGGACUGGCCGGACUCCCCACAGGUGGUGCAGGUCCGCUGGUCAUCUGCUCCGACUGCUACGACAACGCCAACAUCUACUCUCGCACACGGGAGUACUGCCCCUACGCCUAUCUGGGGGAGGACGACCCGCUGGACAAGACUCUUCCGGGCCUGAAGGAGGGCUUCAGCGAGCAUGCCCAGCACGAGGACCCCGCACUGGAGAGCCUCAUUAGCAACCAGGACUCGUCCAUCUUUCUCACCUCACACGAUAAAAGGUUGAGCAGCCACACUCCCCCGGAGCACUACGCUAAUGAGUCUCUCAGCAGGUCCUUCUGGGGAGAAGGGGAAGACCCAUCCUCGAAACCCCAACCAAGCGCCUCCCAGCACCCAGUGACUGUACACAGGACACCUCCUCUGAGUUCCACUGCUGACGGGCCAGAGGAGCAGAGUGAAGCAGAGGUGGACUGUUUCCCCAGCCAAUGCACACAGGACCACAGAAGUGCCUCUAAUAGGACUAACCCUCAGGAGCAUCCUGCUCCCACAUAGGUCCUUACACUCCACCCACGUUCUGCCUCUGAUUCCUCAUUGCUGCACCCCCUCCCCUUCACCCACUACCUCCAAAGAGACUCCUCACAUUCUGCCAAAGAUGCUCUCUUGUACGUUUACAUUCCCCUUUCACUCAAGAGGACAUGCUAACGUUCUCCACUGUGGAAAGACUGCUGUGUCAGGCUGGAGGAAUGGACCGGUGAUUAAAGUGACCUUCUCCUUGACACCUCCACCUCUGCAGGACCCCUUUCUCCCACAUCCUCCACUCCUCCUUGUUCUCUUUGUAGAGAGAGCUAUGAAUGUAUGCUUUAAAGAGCCAUGUCGGAUGCCGAGACAUGGUCGAGUCUUUACGAGCUCUCUCCUGCGUCCCUGCUGCCGUGGGACUGAAUUUUGUCUCAUCAUUCCUGGUACAGACACCUGUUAGGGCAGCCUGUUUGACUUUGGUAGAAAUUACAAACCACCUAUUCCCAAAUAAGGAAAAGAGGGGUUUAAACAGGGGACAGUCCAUGUCCCUGACCAGCAGUUUGUGGUUGUUAAUAUAGGAAAGAACAUUAAAAACAGACGUCCCACGUUCCCGCAGGCAUCCCGACUGACUCAAAACUAUGCUAUCUGGUAUCCUGUUAUGCAAAUCCCAGAGACAGUGACACCAAAAUGUGGUGUAUAUUAUGAAUAUAUAUGAAUAUAUCCUAUAUCAUCUUUAUCUGAUCUUGUUUUUGUCCUUUGUCAAAUGCAAUUGUUUAUUCCUUCAUUUCAUGUCUUCGUAAUGUUGAGCAGUUUGGGGAGAAAGCGUACAGUUUUUUUUUUUGCACAUGUGACAAUCAUGGUUUUGCUGACUAUUUUCCAGUGGUUGUCUAUUGGAUGGCCUUUUUAAACAAGCAUUCUCAGUAACCUCGAUCAAGGUGACAUUCUGGGUUAUAUGUACAGUAUGCACUGAUUUGUUUUCCCUUUUCUCAUAACUUACAGGCACUUAAUUUAACGGUGGUAAACUUUAUUAUGCAGUGUGCAUGCCGUUUUACAUUGUGAGGAUUUAUCAUCACAGUUUUAUCUCAAGAGCUUCGCGAUCCUUCUGUAGCUAUUGAUUAAGCCUAGGUUUUUACUUGGGACUGUGAAAAAUGAGAAUGUAUUGUAUUAUUUUAUACGUGUGUGUACAUAAGGAUAGUAAUCUAUUGAAUUCCAUGUCCUACUAGACCAUUUACAGAGAGGUUCGAGACGAAUGCUGCAGUAAUUUUAAGCUUAUUGUCCCCUUAAGUUUUUACCCGUUUGUUCAGGUAACAAGAGGAACAUGUUUCCGUGGGAAAGGGACGCUGUUUUCCUCAUACACUAAAAGACCGCAUUCAAACAGCUGCCAGCUUCAGCAAACUGUACUGUCUCAAAAUGUCAGCUAUGAAAUUGCUUUGAGGUUUUGAAAAUGAAAAUGCCCUGUCAUGUAAAGGACUGUGCUCUUGGUUCAUCCUUAAAAAAUCCUCUUAUUAUUGCACUUGUUGCUCAGAUGUGAUUGGCUUUGUUUUAUGACUCUCAGAAAAGUCAUAUUUGUUCAUUGUAUUGAGCAAAUGACACUCAGUUGCCUGUUUAUUAGGUACAACGAGCUAAAAGCAAUGCAGCCUAAUCCAACAGUUGUGCAAUAACUCCUACCUUCAUGAAGGUUGUAAUUUUUUAUUAUUAUUAUUUGAGAGAGAUGUUGAUUCAACUCAUUUUGGAGGAUGUAGUUUUAUCGUUAAAUCGUAUUGGGUUAAACUGACAAAUGCACCUCUCUGCAUUAGACUGCUGUAGCUAGUUGUACCUCAUAAGCCUUCAGCUGAGUGUAUCUCAUACUCACUCUUCAUGGAUAUGUUUGACGACAUAUCUGGAAGUUUGUUUUUGCCGUUGUCAUUUCCGUCAUGCUGAUGAUCAGUCCUGCUGCAUUUCUUUUUGACCGAGAAAGGAGUCCACGUUCUUUUCUCCCUCUUUUGUCGUGGUGCACUGAGUGUUCGAGGGCACUGAGUUCAGACACAAUCAGUAAUGCUGAGAAGUUCAUCUGCAGUGAAAAUGUGUGAGGCUGUGUUUUCAAUGGGAUGUCACUAAGUGUUAGAUACAGAUUGUUGUACUUUUUAUCAGUAAUAAGUCCACAUGGACUACAUGCGUGUUGAGCUGCAAAUGAUAACGGCGCAUCUCCACCUCCUCAGCGGUACGUGCAGGUACGAGCUGCCUGUCAGUCACUCCUUUGAUUUUAACUUUCAGAUUUUGUGAAUCAUGCUUGCCUUUGAUUGCCAGAACAGCACAUUCCAAUCCUUUCCCUCUGAAUUUGACGUUAACCUAGAAAGUUGAUGACCAGCUGGUAUUAGUUUCCAAGCGCAGACUAAAACCAACAUGACUUUUCGGACUUCCUCCGUGUUUUGACACACUCCUUGCUUCACUGGAAGCAGAUUUUUGUCGUUUCUUUAUGUUUCCUGAUUGUUGGCCAAGGUCAAUUUCAUGCCCCUUUUCGAGCAAUUGAGAAAUUUAAAUGGAAACUUGCGGUGAUAAGUCAUCGUAAUUGAGCUACAUGUCGGGGGGGCCUACAUCGAUUCGCUGUUCAAUAUUUUGUGGUGACACAGUGUGACAUAAUGUGCAUUUGUAUUGUUUUAUUCUCCAAACGUCCUUUAUGACUUUAUACCAAACUUUAGCAGUAACUGCUCUGGCAAUAUCCAAUGCUGCUUUUUUUGUAUUGUUGAAGUUUUGCAUUUUGUUUUCAAUAGUAUUUUUGGACCUUGUUUGCCUGUACAUUCUGUAAAGCAUGUCUAAAGAGCCUUUUUGUUACGUAGCCAUUACUCAAACAUUAAACAUGAAUUCUGGUAAAUUGGUUUGGAAUGAAUG